This is a messenger RNA of Coniosporium apollinis CBS 100218, 507 nucleotides long. RefSeq lists its product as uncharacterized. Bases 1 to 507 code for a protein of 168 amino acids. The transcript has a single exon. The record is from RefSeq and is a predicted model, not a curated record. Lineage: Eukaryota; Fungi; Ascomycota; Dothideomycetes.
AUGCCUCAUCCCAAAAACGCAAACCGGAUCUUCUACCCCUCUUACCACGAUCCAAUCACAUUCUACUCAUGCCUAGACCCCAAGAACGCUUUCGCCCACCUGAUGGACUGGCUGUACAACAAGCCCAACCUUCCCGACUUCUGGAUCGACACGCGCUGGUCCACACACGGACCGCUCGCGCACGCCAAUCAGCUGUACUUCAUCCCGAACAUUCUCCGCGGCGGUGUUUCCGUUCUUUGCUUCCGCAGUUUCCUGGAGGAAGUAGAAUGCUUCUUGUGGGUCCGCUGCUCGUUGAAGGGGUGGUUAAGUACGUACGCGGCGCUACGUGAUCAGUAUGGGAUUCCUAUGAUGAUGGUGCAGACGGUCAUGCGAAGGUUGGAGCCUGGAACGGUCCGCAGGACGGUGUUUGACAAGGCUGUCGCUUGGCUGGAGUGGCUGGAGCGUGAAGACGAGAGGAACAGGCGGAUGUUUCCUGACGUGCAGCUGAAUGUGAUAGAACGAAGUUGA